AGGCAGCAAACACUUCGGUUCGUACGUGUUUCUUUUUUUAGGUUUCUGCAUGAGUUUAAAUAUACGCACCAGUUGCUCUGUUUAAGUUGUCCAUUCGCCAACUACCUGCUCCUAUGGAAAGUAGUGGAUGUUUAAAAGUGAACGUUCUCAGCAAGAUGGCCCUCACUCAAGUUUCCUCCAACAAAUGUGCUGGUGGCUACCAGAAGGUGUAUGAACAUGAAAGCGUGGAGCUCCAGUGUAAGAUGAAGUUUGCCGUUUACCUUCCUCCCAAGGCAGAGACUGACAAGUGUCCCGUCUUCUACUGGCUCUCCGGGCUGACGUGCACGGAGCAGAACUUCAUCACCAAAGCGGGAGCCCAGCAGGCCGCCGCGGACAACGGCAUCAUCAUCGUCGCCCCGGACACCAGCCCACGGGGCUGCGGCAUUGAGGGCGAGGACGAGAGCUGGGACUUCGGCACCGGAGCCGGCUUCUACGUCGACGCCACCGAGGAGCCCUGGAAGAACAACUACCGCAUGUACUCCUACGUCACAGAGGAGCUCCCCAAGCUGAUCAACAGUAACUUUGCGGCGGACCCCGACAGGAUGUCCAUCUCGGGGCACUCCAUGGGGGGUCACGGCGCGCUGGUCUGCACCCUCAGGAACCCUGGCAGAUACAAGACGGUCUCCGCGUUCGCUCCUAUCUGUAACCCCAUCGGGUGUCCCUGGGGUCAGAAAGCCUUCGCCGGAUACCUGGGAGCUGACAAGUCCACAUGGGAGGCGUACGAUGCUACGGUGUUGGCAGCUUCCUAUGACGGUCCCAAGCUAGACAUCCUGAUAGACCAAGGUGGUGAUGACCAGUUCCUGUCCUCCAGCCAGCUGCUUCCUGACCACCUGAUCGCCGCCUGCUCCGCCAAGAAGAUCCCGGUCGUUUUCCGACGCCAGCCCGGCUAUGACCACAGUUACUUCUUCAUCUACUCCUUUAUGAGCGACCACAUCAAGCACCACGCCAAGUACCUCAAUGCUUAGAGCCCACUGUCCUUCACAGAACUCAAGACAUCUCCUUGAUUGGACACUGAUAACGUAAAAGGCAUCCUUGUCUGGAAGUUGGUUUGUUUUGGUUCUGGAGGCUGAUGAUGUCAGUGUAUCACAUACCGAAAACGCAUAUUGAUAGUCAUGCAAAUCGAUCCAAUAAAAUCCUGAUUUCACAAAGGUUUGUGUUUGGAAGUUG
Messenger RNA from Gadus chalcogrammus (walleye pollock), 1206 nucleotides. It is a transcript of the gene esd, whose product is annotated as esterase D/formylglutathione hydrolase. The record is from RefSeq and is a predicted model, not a curated record. Gene Ontology annotation, molecular function: S-formylglutathione hydrolase activity. The coding region runs from base 114 to 1004 and encodes 296 amino acids. Gene Ontology annotation, cellular component: cytosol. Gene Ontology annotation, biological process: formaldehyde catabolic process. Lineage: Eukaryota; Metazoa; Chordata; Actinopteri; Gadiformes; Gadidae. The transcript has 9 exons.